Messenger RNA from Telopea speciosissima, 1272 nucleotides. RefSeq names its product transcription factor MYB8-like. The record is from RefSeq and is a predicted model, not a curated record. Bases 78 to 770 code for a protein of 230 amino acids. Lineage: Eukaryota; Viridiplantae; Streptophyta; Magnoliopsida; Proteales; Proteaceae. The transcript has 3 exons.
CUUGUAGAUUGGAUUGAGUGCUCUCUCUCUCUCUCUCUCUCCCUCUCAUAGUUUCAAGGGUUUCCAAAGGAUUACUGAUGAGGAAACCUUGCUGUGUUAAACAAGAUACCAAUAAAGGAGCUUGGUCCAAGCAAGAAGACCAGAAACUCAUUGACUACAUCAGACUCCAUGGUGAAGGUUGCUGGAGAUCACUCCCUCAAGCUGCAGGCUUGCUUAGGUGUGGUAAAAGCUGUAGACUGAGAUGGAUAAACUAUCUAAGGCCAGACCUUAAAAGAGGCAAUUUUGCUGAAGAUGAAGAAGACCUUAUCAUCAAACUCCAUGCACUACUAGGCAACCGGUGGUCCUUGAUUGCUGGAAGAUUACCGGGGCGUACCGACAAUGAAGUUAAGAAUUACUGGAAUUCCCAUUUAAGGAGAAAGCUUAUAAACAUGGGUAUUGAUCCAAAUAACCAUCGUUUGAACCAGAAGCUCCCUAGAACCCAAAUUUUAUCUGGUACUGAUACAUCUUCUGGUUUAAAGAUUCAAGCUUGUCAACCAUGUAAACCUAGAAAAUCUCAAGGGGAUAAUGAUCAGGUAUCUGAUGCUGGAAGCUGCCUUGAAGAUGGAACCUGCAAUUUACCUGAUUUGAACAUUGAUCUAACCAUCAACAAUAUUCCUUCUCCUUCAAUUCCAGUGGUACUAGAAGAAAGACCGAAAUGUAAUCUGGAUACAAAUAUUUCUAAGGAACAACUCGAAAGAGUUCCAUCUCCUACACUACUUCUCUUUAGGUGAUAAGAUACUUCUACUUCUAGCUAGUUAAUUACUGUUUGGGUCUUAUGAGAUCUAUCUUCAAGUACAAAGAAUCAAAGGCAUUCGUAUUUGUUAGGGUGUCUCUUUGUCGAAGGUCGAAUUAAGAGAUAAGAUAUAACCAAAUUGUGUUUUGGUGUGUUUAAGAGAAGGGAGAGUUAGUGACAAACAAUCCAAGUCUUUUAGUGGUGAGUUUGAGAGUCUCUCUUUUGAUUGAUAAAAUUGUAUUAUUUAACUGUAACAAAAAGCUCAUUAUUAUGUAUCAAGAUGAUAGCAGGGGUGGUUCAUUCCCUUCAUUGAAGUGAUUAAUUACUGAAGUGUAUUGUAAAGUUAUAUCUACAAAUAUACCAACUAAUAGAUGAUUAUAGGAAGUUGUUCAUGUAUUCUAUCUCCACUUUUAGUUGUGGUUAUACCAUUGUAGAAACUAAUGUAGAUAAGUAUCUUAAUUUGUUGUUUGCUCAGCAAUUGCAAUUGCAUCUUUUCCUCU